AUGUACGAGUUGCAGCGUCUGGAGCAGUUUGUGAGAAUAUGGCGCAGGCUUGGGUGGUCUGUGGAAGAAACCGACGAUGCCCUCAUGGUGUUUGGAGAGCUGCCGCCUCCAGACUCGGACCUGGCGUCAAAUACUCCCCAGGGAGGCUUGGUGAUCACUCCCAGUACCAUCAAGAGUCUAGCAACAGUACGGAAGAUUUCAGACCUGUCUACAUUGAACUGUUUGCCACUGUUACUGGCGACGGUCGGCAUGUCCCAUGACGACUUUGUCCAGAUCCAAGACAAUGAAGGUCUUGGUGACGAUCUCACCCCUGACACGCUCUGGGUGUAUUACCGGCAUAUUACAGCGGCGAGCAUGGCCGGGGUCCCCUAUUCAGUUCUCUUGAGUCUGCUGAUGACACUGAGCACCGAAGUCACACCUCUUUCUACUCCGGAGACGUGGUUAAAAACGGUCGAGUCUUGGAAGACGCUGCAGGCCGACGGAUGGGAUGCCACAAGCUUGUUUGAUGUGGCAGGACGCUUGGGCUCCAAGAACAUGCAGACUUUAAAGCAAUGCCCGCCGGCUCUUACGGAGACGGUCAUCAAGUAUCUCAGCAAGUUGGAAAAUCGGGUUAGUGGUCUGAAUGCCGCUCUCAUGGUCGAGUCUCCCAAGGACGGAAAUGAUGAUAAAGGCAAAGGCGAAGGCCAAGAUCAGGUUCAGGAGAAACGAAGACAGUUUAUUCUGCAGAGCAGUCUCUUAUCGCAAGAAGAGCUACAAGAUUUAUUCCUGGUCUUCUCUGAAGACGUUACCAUCCAGGUGGAAACAUCUAUUACUGGCGACCUGCUGAUCCCCCUGGACCUUAGGGGCUCUGUAGCAACAACCUUGGAGCUGCUUCUGAAGAAAGCAACAGCUCCAGCUAGAGGGCAUUCUGGUCUAGCGGUACCUUAUCAAGGUGGAAGAAGCUUAGAUCCUGCUACUGGUGAUGAGGACUGCCGCUGUCUGGGGUGUUGCGACGAGCCAGCCGGGCUGGGCGACAGUCUAAGCGAUGCAGAGGCGAGUAUGGGAACUGAACAUGCUAGCUUACUGGUGGUUCUCGAGUCGCCGCCUGGUCCUGGGUGA
Colletotrichum navitas is the source of this 1098-nucleotide messenger RNA. RefSeq lists its product as uncharacterized. Lineage: Eukaryota; Fungi; Ascomycota; Sordariomycetes; Glomerellales; Glomerellaceae. The record is from RefSeq and is a predicted model, not a curated record. The transcript has 5 exons. Gene Ontology annotation, molecular function: DNA binding. Gene Ontology annotation, biological process: regulation of DNA-templated transcription. Bases 1 to 1098 code for a protein of 365 amino acids.